This is a messenger RNA of Nannospalax galili (Upper Galilee mountains blind mole rat), 3234 nucleotides long. RefSeq names its product carbonic anhydrase 10 (gene Ca10). NCBI's taxonomy places the organism in Eukaryota, Metazoa, Chordata, Mammalia, Rodentia, Spalacidae. Bases 960 to 1946 code for a protein of 328 amino acids. The record is from RefSeq and is a predicted model, not a curated record. The transcript is spliced from 10 exons. Gene Ontology annotation, molecular function: carbonate dehydratase activity; zinc ion binding.
ACUCCUUUGGCUCUCAUGCCGCACCCUUAGAUGCCACGCAGUCUGGGUGCCUUAUGCACUGUGGAAAGGUUCACUGGAUCUAUGUGUGGAUGAAAAACAUCAUUUUUUUCCGCCCCCUUCCUUUCCACUUAUCUACCCUUUCUAUGCUUAUUAGGCCGAGGCUUACAAUGAAAUGGCUUCUAAGCGUCAGAAAUUUCAAAGUGUAAGAAUAUUCCCUGUGGGUUAUACGUGUGUUUGUGUUUGUUGUGUGUGUCCAUCCGCGCUUAUGCAAAAUAUCCCAGCGUCACUGUUCGGAAUCCGGACAAGCACAGGGAGAAAUCCCAGUUCUUUCCAGGGAUUCCCUCUGUCCUGCCUUCCUCUUCUCUGGCACCCCCAAAAGAGGAGAAGAACUGCGGUGAGCAGAGCCAGCAGCCAUCCCCGGAUCAUGCCUCAAUGAGCCGGGCGGACUUCGAGGGCAACUUGCCGCGGACUACCUGGGCUUAGCCAGGGGACGGCUAGGGAACCGGAGCCCGGAACUACAACGUGCGGCCCGGCGGGGGGCUAUCGUCUAUGUCUUCUUGGGGCGCCCGGAGGAUCCGGGUCUCGGUUUUGCUGGAAGAGCUCAGCACCGGUGGCUUCAAGUGGCUGUCAUCGCCGCCGCGGAAGCUGCAAGUCCUGCUUCUACCACUGGUGAGAGGAGUGGAGACGCGCGAGCGGGGAGACCUCCGAGGCAGCGAGGCAUUGGACAUGUGUCAGCACAUCUGGGGCCCACAUCCGACAAGCCAGAGGGAAUAUUUGCAGGAACAAUUCAAACUGCGAUAUUGAUCUUGGGGGUGACUGCCCCUGACCGGCUGUCGGGUGGGAGCGCGAGUGUGCGCUCUCUCGGGAGUGUGUGCGUGUGUGUAUGUGUGUGCCGUGUCGGGCCCCCUCUUCCCCCUUGUUUUCCCGUCGAGUGAUGCACUUGGAAUGAGAAUCAGAGGAUGGAAAUAGUCUGGGAGGCGCUUUUUCUUCUUCAAGCCAAUUUCAUCGUCUGCAUAUCAGCACAACAAAAUUCACCAAAAAUCCAUGAAGGCUGGUGGGCAUACAAGGAGGUGGUCCAGGGAAGCUUUGUUCCAGUUCCUUCUUUCUGGGGAUUGGUGAACUCAGCUUGGAAUCUUUGCUCCGUGGGGAAAAGGCAGUCGCCAGUCAACAUAGAGACCAGUCACAUGAUCUUUGACCCCUUUCUGACGCCUCUGCGUAUCAACACUGGAGGCAGGAAGGUCAGUGGGACCAUGUACAACACUGGAAGACAUGUGUCCCUUCGCCUGGACAAGGAGCACCUGGUCAACAUAUCAGGAGGGCCCAUGACAUACAGCCAUCGGCUGGAGGAGAUCCGGCUACAUUUUGGGAGUGAGGACAGCCAAGGGUCCGAGCACCUUCUCAAUGGACAGGCCUUCUCUGGAGAGGUGCAGCUCAUCCACUACAACCAUGAGUUAUACACAAAUGUCACAGAAGCUGCAAAGAGUCCAAACGGAUUGGUGGUAGUUUCUAUAUUUAUAAAAGUUUCUGAUUCAUCAAAUCCAUUUCUUAAUCGAAUGCUCAACAGAGAUACUAUCACAAGAAUAACAUAUAAAAAUGAUGCCUAUUUACUACAGGGACUUAAUAUAGAGGAACUAUAUCCAGAGACCUCUAGUUUCAUCACUUACGAUGGGUCAAUGACUAUCCCACCCUGCUAUGAGACAGCGAGUUGGAUAAUAAUGAACAAGCCUGUGUAUAUAACCAGAAUGCAGAUGCAUUCCCUACGUCUACUCAGCCAGAAUCAGCCAUCGCAGAUCUUUCUGAGCAUGAGUGACAACUUUAGGCCUGUCCAGCCACUCAAUAAUCGCUGUAUCCGCACCAACAUCAACUUCAGUUUACAGGGGAAGGACUGUCCAAACAACCGAGCUCAAAAGCUGCAAUAUAGAGUAAAUGAAUGGCUCCUCAAGUAGGGAACGAAGCCAAGAAGAACCCCACCCACCUCAGUGAAAUGCUACAACUGUGAACUGACGUAACCCAGAAUGCCCCCCUUCUUUCUUCUCUCCUUCCUCCCUAAGCCGUUCACUCUUUGGAUUGGCCCCUUAUUCAUGAAAAGUAUCUGCAAAAACAUGGGAGAGGAAGACAUCUCUCUACGCACUCCCAAACACACACACACACACACACACACACACACACACACACACUCACUCAGAGGCAAACACAAAUACACAUAUAUACACCUAUACCACUUCCAUGAUGGGAAGUCAAGUUUCAGAAAUGAAAAGCUCAUUCAUAAAAAGUCUUAGAAGAAAAUAACCAGUUAACCCGAUUACAAUUUUGAUACUGUUUUCCUGAACUAGUAAACCUACCCAAUGAGACUUUUCAGCCUUUGUACAUACAAAAUUCUUCCAAAAGAGAGGGGAGAAAACAGCUCUAAAAGCAUCAAGUGGACUCUGCAUCUCAUUGUUCCUGACAGUGUCCUAAGAUCCUUUGAGGAUGCUGGUGACAGGUGAACCAGGACAGAGCUGACCAAGGACACUUAUUUCUAGAUUAUGAUUCUUCUGUUUACUCAACGAUUUAAAAAGAAAAUUUAAAAAAAAAAGGACAGACAUCGAAGAGCUACACAUUGUAUAUAUAUAUCACCACAGACUAUAAAGAAAUGGAAUUAUUUCCCUCUUUGUCACAUAUCUGUAGUAGGAUUUGCCAAGAUCAGAAUUGAUCCAUUUGCUGUUUCUUGUUUUCCGAAGAUCAUACAUUGUGUUUGGUUAUUGUUAACUGCUCAAUAAAUGUGUUUGAUGCGUUGAUUUCAUUUUUCUGGCUUUGGUCUGUUCUUCUGACAGGCUAAGCCCUGGGUCCAUCCAGCUCCCUUCCUGGGUCUCAUCUGUUCCUUCAUCUCUGUGUUUUGUCCACUUGCAGCCAGUUUUACUGAGUUUGUGGCAAGCAGGAAUGCAUUUGCUAAGCAAGUAUAACUUUAAUUCCACUCCAUGGCUCGAUCAUUCAUCCAAGGUGAGCUUCGGCCUGACAUAGCAGGCAACAGAUUCCUUGUUUCAAAACUGCCAUUCCCUUCCCCCUUGUGAUGCUCCCAAAGGAAUGCACUUUGCCUUGUAAAUUCCUGGGAAAUGGGGUGUCUUUUUCUCUCCAGGUGCAGCCAGAUCUCACAAACUACAAACGAAUGCCUUUCUUUUCUUGUUUAUAAUAGUCACUCACUGUGUUUGGUUACUGUCAAAAGAAUCAAUAAAUGUGUUUAACAAGUUGUCCAGU